CUCAAAGGACUGCCUUGCACAUCACCGUGAAUCAUUUAGCACAACCCUUCGCCUGCCGCCUCCACAGAACUGACGCGCUGAGCCGAAUUCGCGUUUCUGCCAAGCUCAGACCUUACAUCUUACUCGCUAAAAGCUUACAAGAAUGGGGAAAAUGAAGAAGACCCGGAAAUUUGCCGAGGUGAAGCGGAUGCUGAACCCAAAGGACGCAGAACCGCCGGCCAAGCGUCAGAAGACGGAGAAGAAGGAGGACGAGGUCCGCCACGUUGAGAAGGUGUCGUCGGCGCUGUUCUUCCGCUACAACACGCAGCUGGGGCCGCCGUAUCAGGUGCUGGUGGACACCAACUUUAUCAACUUCUCCAUCAAGAACAAGAUCGACCUGGUCCGCGGCAUGGUGGACUGCCUGUACGCCGAGUGCAAGCCCUGCAUCACCGACUGCGUGCUGGCGGAGCUGGAGAAGCUGGGCCAGAAGUACCGCGUGGCGCUCAAGGUGGCCAAGGACCCGCGCGUUGAGCGGCUGCCGUGCACGCACAAGGGCACGUACGCGGAUGACUGCAUCUGCCAGCGCGUGCAGCAGCACAGGUGCUACAUCGUGGCCACGUGCGACCGCGACCUGCGCCGACGCAUCCGCAAGAUUCCCGGCGUGCCCAUCAUGUUCCUCCAGUCGCACCGCUACUCCAUUGAGCGGUUGCCGGAGGCCACCAUGGGCGGCGCACCCAAGUAGUAGUGGGCGCCGUACCUGUGCCAUUGUGUUAGUGAUAGUUUAGCUCUGCGGGUCUUUGUUAUGUUGCUUAGCGUGGUGGUAUGUGGUAAAGUGCUGCGGCUAUAGCGGUGUGCUGGCGGCGGCGGCGGUGGCGGAGGAGUGUCGCGCGCGGAAGGAUGUGGGGGAAGACUUGAUGCGUUUACUGGGCUGCGUCUGUUGCGCGCAGGCCCGUGUUACACGUUGAGUGACCACCCGAAGUGCAGAAUGGAGGUUGGUUCAAGGAUUCCACCAAGUGUGAGACUCAACAGGGGGCGGAACGGGGUGUUUUAAUGAAGGUGGGGGACAUGGGGCACUGCGGCGCGAAGGCCAUUUCAUGCGGCGAGACGAUUCUGGGAAAUCAUUGUAUGAUUGCGUGUAUGCUUGUGUGGCCUUUAAGGACGUGCUAUAUGGGCUGUGCUGGAAGUUCUUUGCUUUCGAGACUGCACGCAAGGGGCUAUUCGCUGAAUAUGACGACAGUAUGCGAAACAAAACAAUGUAGCAUAUCGAAUUUAUGUAGAAGGAACUGAAUU
Chlamydomonas reinhardtii is the source of this 1269-nucleotide messenger RNA. RefSeq lists its product as uncharacterized. Gene Ontology annotation, cellular component: small-subunit processome; nucleolus. The transcript has 6 exons. NCBI's taxonomy places the organism in Eukaryota, Viridiplantae, Chlorophyta, Chlorophyceae, Chlamydomonadales, Chlamydomonadaceae. The record is from RefSeq and is a predicted model, not a curated record. The coding region runs from base 143 to 721 and encodes 192 amino acids.